Anas platyrhynchos (mallard) is the source of this 4337-nucleotide messenger RNA. RefSeq names its product relaxin family peptide receptor 2 (gene RXFP2). NCBI's taxonomy places the organism in Eukaryota, Metazoa, Chordata, Aves, Anseriformes, Anatidae. Gene Ontology annotation, biological process: adenylate cyclase-activating G protein-coupled receptor signaling pathway; hormone-mediated signaling pathway; activation of adenylate cyclase activity. The record is from RefSeq and is a predicted model, not a curated record. Gene Ontology annotation, cellular component: plasma membrane. Gene Ontology annotation, molecular function: G protein-coupled peptide receptor activity; protein binding.
GUUUAGAGAUUUUCAUUUUCCUUACAAAAGUAACUUUGUAUGUAAAGAAACACCUCGGAUCCAGAAAUCGCCCUGUCAGAAGUGACUUGUGAACGCAGUAAAAUCGGAAUCCCUUGCGCUCUUUCUCAGGCACAAGCAGUGGCAAACCAGGAGCCAGACAAGACGUCUGCGAUGGUUUAUGACAAGUGCUGACAACCUGGUGGGUGAGAGGGAGCAGGGGCUGGGAGCAUGCUCGGUGCCACGCAUCCCAUCCUGGCUGGGGCUCUGCAGGAGGGCAGCUGCGAGGGGCCCAGAGCAGAGCACGGCUCCAUGGCCACACUCAUCCCCUCGCCCGUCCCGUCCCCUUCGGGCUCCGAGGAUGCUGUUCCUGCUCUGUGUCAUUCUUCUGUUAGGAAUCAAAGAGUCCUGCUUGAUGGAAGGCGUUUCGGUUGAUGUGGUCUGCCAAAAGGGUUAUUUUCCAUGUGGAAAUCAUACAACGUGCCUCCCACGGGCAUUUCACUGUGAUGGCAUAAAUGACUGUGAGAAUGGUGCAGACGAGGAGAACUGUGGAGAUAACAGUGGAUGGGCAAGUAUCUUUGAUAUGGUUCGUGGAAAGCCUAAUUAUCUGGAUUUAUCAGAAGAAUGCUGUCUCCAGCAAUACCCAGAAGGCUGCAGCUGCAUGGAAACAGAACUGGAAUGUGCUGGAGUUAAUCUGAAGUCUGUCCCACUCGUUUCAAGUAAUGUAACCGUCCUGUCACUCGCACACAACCAGAUCCAUUCUCUUCCAGAUGAAGUUUUCAGCAAGUACACAAAGGUGAAGAAAAUAUUUCUACAAAACAAUUGCAUCCAGACAAUAUCGAGGAAAGCAUUCGUUGGGCUUUACAAACUUCAGAAAUUGUAUCUCAGCCAUAACUGCAUCACCAGCUUGAAACCUGGGGUAUUCAGAGAUCUACACAAACUGAAAUGGCUAAUUCUGGAUUAUAACCCAAUAGCGAAAAUUUCACAGCAGUUAUUUACUGGCCUAAAGUCUUUGUUUUUUCUAUCAAUGAUAAACAAUUCACUUGAGACUCUUCCUAAGAAGAUCUGUAGUCAAAUGCCUCUUAUUAACUGGAUGGAUUUUGAAGGCAAUCGUAUUAAGACCUUAACUAAUACCACCUUCCUAGAAUGUGAUGCGCUCACAGUAUUGAUUCUUCGUGGAAAUCAACUUCACUUUGUGCCGGCAUAUACCUUUUCCUCAUUAAAAGAUUUGGGGGAAUUGGAUCUGUCCAGCAACAGGAUUACAGAAUUGCCACGUUAUAUUUUCAAAGACCUGAAGUAUUUACAAAAGCUGAAUCUGUCUUUCAAUCCACUUUCUCACCUCUCAGAGGAUCACUUUGAAAGCCUUCAGCAGCUUCAGUCAUUAGACCUGGAAAUGAUUGAGAUUCCGAAUAUAAAUGCAAGAAUGUUCCAGCAUAUGAAGAACCUCUCCCACAUUUACUUCAAAAAGUUUCACUACUGCUCCUAUGCACUCCAUGUGCGAAUAUGCACGCCGCUAACAGAUGGGAUUUCAUCUUUUGAAGAUCUCUUAGCUAACAAUGUUCUGCGAGUAUUUGUGUGGGUCAUAGCUUGUGUUACAUGCUUUGGAAAUCUUCUUGUCAUUGGAAUGAGAUCAUUUAUCAAAGCAGAAAAUGAGACACAUGCCAUGUCCAUCAAAAUUUUGUGUUGUGCUGAUUGUCUAAUGGGGGUGUAUUUGUUCUUCAUUGGAGUUUUUGAUGUUAAAUACCGUGGACAGUAUAAAAAAUAUGCUGUGCUGUGGAUGGAAAGUUUACCGUGUCAUAUCAUGGGGUUCAUCGCCAUGCUAUCUACAGAGGUCUCAGUCCUAUUGUUGACAUAUCUGACCUUGGAAAAGUAUUUAGUGAUUGUCUUUCCCUUCAGUAAUAUCCGCCCUGGAAAGCAGAAGACAAUAGUGAUUCUUAUAUCCAUAUGGAUUGCUGGAUUUGUCAUAGCAAUAAUCCCAUUCUGGGAUGUGGACUUUUUUGGAAAUUAUUAUGGGAAAAAUGGAGUUUGUUUCCCACUGAAUUCUGAUCGAAUGGAAGAAAUUGGAGGCAACAGGUAUUCCCUUAGUAUUUUUCUUGGUGUGAACCUGCUCGCCUUCGUCAUCAUAGUAUUUUCCUAUGUCAGCAUGUUUUGUUCCAUUCAAAAAACGGCCCUUCAGACAUCAGAGAUGAGGAGUCACAUUCACAGAGAUGUUGCCAUCGCCAAUCGAUUUUUUUUUAUUGUAUUCACUGAUGCCAUCUGCUGGAUUCCUGUCUUUGUCAUUAAAAUCCUCUCCUUAUUCCAGGUGGAAAUUCUAGACACUGUCACUUCCUGGAUAGUGAUAUUUGUUCUGCCAAUAAACAGUGCCCUGAACCCCAUCCUCUAUACUCUCACAACUACUUUCUUUAAGGAGAAGCUAAAGCAGUCACUGGGCAGUCGUCGAAGGAGGGCAAUUUUCAGAAGCAAUGAAGAAGCCUUGGCCACUUCAGUCACACGUACAAAUGAUUCCUUCACCCAUAGCUCUUCAUUUAAGCUUGGACUUUUACAAAAAUAAUUCCUGAGGACUGUGCUGACUUUCACCAAUUUACACGUGGUUGUUUGUCGUCAAGAUAAUGGAAAGAGGACCUAACUGCCUUACAACUGUGCUAAUCUCCUUGAGAUUCCUAUGAAGAGUCUUUUUGGCAAUUACCAUCUCUGUAUGCGUCUUCCUGGAAAAUAAAAACACAGCUGUUGUAUUUAUCACGCGAGAUUUGUAUUACAGCUUGAAACACAGACAGACUGGACUGGGGCUAAAGGUGGCAAUACUUUGCAACUAUUCAUCCCUGUUCCCCAGAGGGUCAGUGCAUCUGUACUUGUUAGAUAUAGUCUUUAUAUCAUAUAUUAGUUCAAGGCAAAGGACCUUUCUAGAACAUUUGUCUCUUUUUGACUGUACUAGCAAUUCAAGGAUAUAUCCUCAUGGUGAAGUAUUUAUCCCAAGGUUGGAAGCUCAUGGGGGGGAAAGGCCAGAAUAUUCUAUGCAAUAUGUGAAUCUAUAUUAAUCUUGUAAGAUUUAAGUAAUACGGGGGCUCUGCAGAGUGGUGAAUGUCUCUUUGUGCACAUAAAGUCACUACUCAGAACUGCAAGACCUGAGUAGUGUUAUUAUAAUAUUUUAAGGCACUAAAAGUCGAGUGAACUUCCUGUGUAAGCAACAGAGCCCAGACUGAAAUAAAAAUUAAAUAAUGAAGCUCUCAGAAUGAUCCUUGAAAGCAGUCGAUUCAGUUUUCAUUGCAUCAGUUUUUAUGAAGCAUAGGCAUCCUGGCAGCAUGGGUGAGCACAGGUUUGCGGGAGCAUUUAUGGGGCUGACUCAAGCACUUGUAAGGAAGAACAAUUCACCUUUAUUAGCUAUGUUUUCAUAACCACCUUAGUUAUAUUUUGACUUCAUUGCGUAUGAGCUGCCUACCUGUUAUAAAUAGAAGAGUCAAGCUUUUAGAAAAAGAGUAUAGCAAAGCUUUCAGCCAACUUUUACAUUUUUUUUUUUAAUAUUUACUAAAGAAAGCUCCAAAAAUGAUUCAGAAGCACCUGUUUAUAAAUCAUUUUGCAGUGUUAACAAACAAAAGGAUUUUGGAGCAAUGAGGAAAAUCCAGAAAUGGGAAAACAAAAAACAAGUGUGUGGGCUCAUUGCUAAAAGUGAGGAAAAGCCUGAAGAGUUAACGUUUCUCACCUAAGAUGAAAUGACUGAAUAUAUGCUCCAGGCCCACCCAGACUUUGCAAUAAAAUGCAUAUAUUUGAACCACCACAAAAGCAGGAGGUGAAAUCCAAUAAUAAGGUCAUUGUACCGUGGCAGUAAGCACAACUGUGAGGUUUUGACCCAAGCUUUCACACUGCGCACAUUUCAGCAUGGGAUUCUGUCUGAAGAUACCUUAACUAGCAUUUAGGUAUUGGAAGAUCCUUUCAGUUAGUGAGCCAGUUGACCUACUUUCCAUUACUUCCUAACCCACUUGGUGCCUUAAUUUGCUAGACCCUGUCCUGCUUGACCUGAAUGGUCCAAGGAGCCUCCUGGGUUCAAUGUCUGCCUACUGACGGUAGAGCAGGAGUUGGGGGGCAGAGCAGGUAUAGCAGCUUGCUGGCUCGUGUUGGUGGUUUCUCUGCUUUAGUUGUGGAGAUGAAGCAGGUUCUGGUUGCUGUAGGUGCUAUAGGAGGAGCCCCUACAGGAGGAUACAACAAUCCUAUAGGAGGAGUGUUUUUUCUUGAACAUUUGGUUCAAGUAGAACUUGAUCUUUAUCCAGUGUUGACUCUCCACUCAAACUUGACCUAAAGUGAGAGAACAAUAUUCCACAUCCACUGAUAAUCUGUUCCAACAGAUC